UUCUCAAGCAGAAGAUUCCUUGAUUUCAUGCGAUAGUAAACCCAAUCGCAGCUCAUAAAACUAUCCCGAAAGUUUCCCCUUUCCUCAUAAAAUGACAGGAAUCACACCAUGGAAUGACUAACUAGCAGAAGAACAGAGGGGAAACGUAAACAACAAAAGGGGAAAAGAGACGAUGGUGGCAACCGAAAACAGGAAAUACUGAACAGAAUCGGUUGAGCCUUAUAAUCCAGAUAAACCCAUGAUAACCGACAUUGUGAAUUAUGGGAGUCAAGGCAAGAAGUAACUGUUAUAAAACAAGAAUACGAAGAAAUGCUUGCGCAAUGGGGAAAUCUCGUAGAAGAAUGUGGUCGGCUAAUGUCAGAGAAUCAUGAAUCAAAAAGAAAGGUACAAGAAUACGAAUUAGCAACUGUACAGAGAAAGUUACAAAAUAUCUUGCCGAGAAAAGGAUACUGAUAGGAAAGAAAGAGCAACCCGAAUAAACAAACAACUGUGGGGCAAAGUACGUCAGCACGAAUUGAAAAGAAAUAGGAUAAGCAGGAGAAUGCAAUGCCAGCAUAAACUGUGGGAGAGAAUGAAUUAAUGUCAGAUCAACACCCAAGUACCGUCGAAAAAGGACAGGGCGUCAGAGCCGAAGUUCAGUCAUUUCAAACACAAGGAAAUGAAGGGGCUUCACGACAAUGCUAAGGCAAAUGAAUGUUGUGCUAUCGAAAAAAUUCGCGAGAAUGAAAAGGAACCACUAUCACAAAUCCCUAUUGUGAAAAUUCAAUCCAGAAGGAAGACCAUGUAGCAUGACUAAGGGUGCACAUGGUACGGUUCGGUUCGAUUCUUGCUGAGAUCGAGUACCUGUACCUCCCUAGUCUCGGUUCUCAAUUUUUGGACCGGUACUUGUACCUCUGUCCUCGGUUUCGGUACCAUUCGGGACAAGUACGGUAUCAGGGACGGUUCCGAUAUCAGUCGGCACUUCUCAAGAACAUGAGAUGGCUAAUGUUGCAAAACAAGAAGAAAAUAGAGUAAAUGAAAUGAUUCCAAGGCAAUUCAUGGAUCUAGGUCUUGCAACAACAAACAUCAAAGUGGAUCAACUUUCACAUUCAUCUUCUGAAGGAAAAAGUCGCGAUCGAUCACGAACACCAAUAAACACGAGCCUAGAGGAGUCGUCAUUUUGAAAAGAAAGAAAUGGUACUGUUUGAUCAUCAAGAAAACAGCGAACUUGGUAAAAGUUGGGAUGACGAGGAAAGCCACGAAGACCAACCAUCUCAAGGUUGGGUUCCUAAUAAAAUCCCUAAACUGAAUGUCGAGUCGCAACAACAGCAGCAACCUAUGGAAGCCACUAUGAGGAAACCUCGAGUUUCAGUUCGAGAUCGUUCUGAAGCACCUAUGGUAGUCGUACAAACAGGACGGUACGGUACGAGACAUGAAUAAGGCCGUGUACCUGUAUCCUUCGAGGCCGGUUUUCAGAUUUUGGACCGAUACCUGUAUCCUUUUUCUCGAUUCGGUCCAAAAACAAGUACGGUUUCACCGGUUUCGAUUCGGUUCCUGUGCACCCUUAAGCAUGACCAUUUCAAUACAAGAGAAAAUGGGUCGAAAAUGCAGUGACCGGAAUCAAAUCAACACUAUGCACCUGUUAAAGAAAUAUUAACGUGAAGCAAGUUCUUUUUAUAAGCAAACAAGCCAAUGGCAAAAACAAAGUCCAUGCGACUAUCUCGUAAGACCUCAAUAGGGGAAGUAACUAACUUAUUAAAAACCUCUAAUGAGGGAGGCUGGGUAUCCAAUUUUGGCGUGUCAACAUAGUUAGCUUGAUCGUGCGACGGCAUUUUGCACGAUCUUGCAAUAGGCGACCAUAAUCCCUACAACUUGUCAUAGUGGGGAACCCUUGAGCAGCUACCAUAUUGGUGGAAACAAAAGUACAUCCAUGGGAGACCACUGAGAAGGAACCACUCAGCGAAUAAGUUUUUCGAUAUGGGGUGUAGAAGGAGUUCCUGGCUUGGAUACACCCGGUCCCAAAGGAACCCCAACCAAGGUUAACUGUGUUAUGAUCCGAUAUGAGAGAGAUUUCCUAGAGAGCUCUUCGAAUUAUACGUUUAGUUCUCCUUCUGAGACUGAUUUUGCUUAAAAUAAAAGAAAGACACAAAUUUCGCUGUUUGUUGUUAUGGAGGCUGGAGAUUCGAAAAGUCGCCGAAAAAUUAGCCCACGGCUGCUGGAUUUGAAUUCAGAAUGGGCGGUAGAAGAAGAAAGAAGAUUGUUUGGUGGUAUAGAGGAAAGAAAACUGGAACUAAAACUCGGACCACCUAAUGAAGAAGAGAAAGGGUUUUCUAAUGGAAGCAAUAGAAAGAAUAUAGUUAAAUCUCCUUCUUCUAAUACCCUUAAUAGUACUGUAAACAAAACACCUAUUUCGCUUCUAUUUACUUCAACUUUGACUAGCACUACUACUACGAAUAAUACUUUCCACUACAACUAUAAAAAGAAGCAAAAAAUUUCUCAAUACCGUGGUGUUACUAGAGAUGUGCGGAAAGGAAUACAUAAAGCGCAAAUCUGGGAUGGAAGUUGUAGAAAAGAAGGUAUAAGAAAAGGAAAACAAGUUUAUCUUGGUAAAUAUGAUGAGGAAGAUGCAGCAGCCAAGGCUUAUGAUUUAGCUGCAUUGAAGUAUUUUGGCCCUACUGCUCGUAUAAAUUUCCCUUUAGCUAAUUAUGAGACAGAAAUUAAAGAAAUGGAGUGUUGAAAAUUUUCGGUUAAACAAGAGGAUGAAAACAGAAACAGAAAAAUGGUGUACCCCUGACUUCAAGGCUCUUUCGAUCUUUUAGAUAAUAAUUCGACCUUUCCCAAUAAAUUUGGCGAGUACAA
This is a messenger RNA of Papaver somniferum (opium poppy), 2838 nucleotides long. RefSeq names its product AP2-like ethylene-responsive transcription factor PLT1. Gene Ontology annotation, biological process: regulation of DNA-templated transcription. The transcript is spliced from 7 exons. Gene Ontology annotation, molecular function: DNA-binding transcription factor activity; DNA binding. The record is from RefSeq and is a predicted model, not a curated record. NCBI's taxonomy places the organism in Eukaryota, Viridiplantae, Streptophyta, Magnoliopsida, Ranunculales, Papaveraceae. Bases 2147 to 2716 code for a protein of 189 amino acids.